Amphimedon queenslandica is the source of this 758-nucleotide messenger RNA. RefSeq names its product palladin-like. NCBI's taxonomy places the organism in Eukaryota, Metazoa, Porifera, Demospongiae, Haplosclerida, Niphatidae. The record is from RefSeq and is a predicted model, not a curated record. The coding region runs from base 170 to 646 and encodes 158 amino acids. Gene Ontology annotation, biological process: homophilic cell-cell adhesion; synapse organization. Gene Ontology annotation, cellular component: plasma membrane; axon; neuronal cell body. Gene Ontology annotation, molecular function: axon guidance receptor activity. The transcript has 2 exons.
GAAGAAGAGAUUUAAGAAAAAUCAUGACUUAGUUACUAGAAACAACUUAAAUGAUAAACCAGUAACUGCAGAGCAUAACUUAACAACUUAUAGUGCAUCUAAUAUUAAUAAUGGAGGAUAUGAAGAAAUUGGAUUAGAAAGAAUUCAAGAGGCAACCUACAGUACAGUAAUGGAGCCUAUACUCCCAGUGAUAGAAGAAUUCCCUAAUGAUGUGACAAGUGAGGAAGGACGUGAGGUUCUUUUGAAAGUUAAAUUCAAGGGAACUCCUACUCCAUCUUUUAAUUGGUAUCAUAAUGGAGAGCCAGUGACUGAUGAUUAUGCUCAUGAGCUGAGAGGAGAUGGUAGUCUACUGCUAGUGAGUGUUGAAGAGAAGCAUAAAGGAACAUAUCGUUUUGUUGCUAAUAAUGAUGCUGGAACAGUUAAUCAACAAGUUGUACUCACAGUUGCAGUAGAAGAGGCCAGGAUGCCAAGUAAUGACACCUCAGCUGGUAAAAGUGGUAAAAACUUAAUACCUGUGGAACAAUUUGGAGAAUUUGUUGCUAAUGGACACGCUAAAGGAAAUGAGGGAUUUAGAAAUCAGUUUAUGGUAAGAAGUAUCUCAUUCACUCUUUUUGCCUCAUAUGUUAUUCUAUGUUAUUUCUGUUAAUAGAUGUUAGACAGUGGUGAGAGUGACCACACAGCGACAGUUGGUCUUAGUCCAAGCAAUAAACCGUUGAAUCGUUUUGCAAACAUUGUAGUCUGUAAGUUAGUUAAUGCUC